AUUUGGCCAAAAAUUUAAUUUUUUUUAAAAAACGGACUAGUCGGUCUGUUAAAUGUCAAGUCAUAUUUAGGGAGUCUUUAAACGACUCCAUUUUCACACAAAGACACGUUAAAAAAAAAUUGUUGUGCGCUACGAAUGUUUUAAGCGUAGGCCAACAUAUUUUAUAUAUUCUAACUGCUACUACCACAACUACAAAUACAUAUACAUAUAUAGCCAUCAGCAGCAAAGAUGACACUGAAGGUGACAAAGCUGGCGCUUUCGAGUCGCCUCAUCAUUCUGGCCGUUCAAAUGCUGGCCAACUGGAUUGUGCCAGAUCAUAAGCCGGAUGUGUUUCGUAUGCCAAUGCCCACACCGAAUGCAACAAAUCCCGACCACUACCUGGACAAGCUGGUUAUGCGCUGCUUGGGCGGCUUGCGGCACUGGGAUGGUGAAUACUUUCUGCACAUUGCCAACUAUUUGUACACGUAUGAGAAUACUCUGGCAUUCUAUCCAUUAUAUCCGGUGCUUGUGCGCAACUUGGCCGCAGCUUUGGAGACUUUCAAUGUGCCCAUUUCGAUGCAUGCGCUGACUCUGGUCGUCGCUGUCGCCUUGAAUGUGUGGCUCUUCUGCGAGGCUGCCAAUUAUCUGUACCAGCUGACGCAGCGCGUCUUCAAUGAUCUGCACAAGAGUUGGAAUGCAGCGCUCGUUUUUUGCUUUAAUCCGGCCAGCAUUUUCUUCAGUGCCGCCUACUCCGAAUCGCUGUUCACCUACGCCAGCUUUAUCCUGAUGCUGGAAUGCGUCCGGGCCAAGCAACAAUUCAAUUUUAUGCGCAUUUGCGCCAGCUUGGCCGCUUGCAUUAUGUGCCGCUCCAAUGGACUGAUUGCCCUGGGCUUUCCCCUGUAUUUUUUUGCGCGCCACAUUCUACUGACGACGAACGUGAAACGGUGCCAACAGGUGAUCAAGAUGGCGCUGGCCGUGCUUAUACCGCUGGCCAUAUUGCAUGCCUAUUACUUUUACAUAUAUCGACUCUACUGUAUGCCCGGCAUCAAGGUAAAGCAUCCGCAGCAGGUGCUGCAUUAUGCCAGCGAACGGAACUAUCUGCUUGCGGGACGGGGACCGAAGGGAUCGCCCUGGUGCCAAUAUACGUUGCCAUUCCCUUACAGUUACGUGCAGUCCACCUAUUGGGAUGUUGGCUUCUUGCGUUACUAUCAAUGGAAGCAGCUGCCCAAUUUUUUACUAGCAUUGCCCAUGCUCGUGUUUAUGCAGUGGCAUUGCUGUGAUUAUUUGUGGUUUUUGGCCUCUAAGAUUUGGCCACAGGUGGCCAGCUGGCGGGAGCCACUCAAGUCACAAAAAUCGCUGCCAUUCGUGCUGCACGGCGCGUUCUUGACGCUCGUCUGUGCUCUCUUCGUUCACAUUCAGGUGUCCACGCGCUUGUUGGCCUCGGCCACGCCCAUUUUCUAUUGGUUUGCUGCAGAUCAUAUGCCCAAAUCGCUGGCGCAUCUCUCGCUGCGCUCGAAGGCGGGCGCCCUGUUUAUCUGGUGCACCACAUACUGUGCUUGCGGCACCGUCCUCUACUGCAAUAACUUUCCCUGGACAUGAACUCGAAACUGGAAUUCGAACGCCAUGAACAUAUGUAUAGAAGCUAUUGGUUGCCAAAGAGACUGCAUUAGGAUUGGAUUAGUUUGUAGUUAUUGUUUAUAGGCGAUGUUGACCACCAGAAAAUCGAAAGCAAUUCUCAUUCGCUUGCAAAUUAAAUUAAAUAAAUGUUUGAAACCGAUUUUUG
This is a messenger RNA of Drosophila novamexicana, 1762 nucleotides long. RefSeq names its product GPI mannosyltransferase 2 (gene PIG-V). Bases 229 to 1578 code for a protein of 449 amino acids. Gene Ontology annotation, molecular function: alpha-1,6-mannosyltransferase activity; GPI mannosyltransferase activity. The transcript has 2 exons. Gene Ontology annotation, biological process: GPI anchor biosynthetic process. Gene Ontology annotation, cellular component: mannosyltransferase complex; endoplasmic reticulum membrane. The record is from RefSeq and is a predicted model, not a curated record. Lineage: Eukaryota; Metazoa; Arthropoda; Insecta; Diptera; Drosophilidae.